AUGUCUGGAUCAAAAGGCCUAACACCAUCAAAUGGUAGUGCUUCAGAUAAAAAGAAAAAAGACGAUUUGACAAACGAAGAUGAUGCUUAUAAUGCCAUAUUCGGUGGAGAUUUAGGUUCACUAGAGAUCGGAAAUUAUAUCGGUGCAGGUGGAGAUGAGGGAGACACACAUCAUUUACCAGAUGCAAUUGAUUUUGAAGAUGAAGAUGAACUGGCGGAAGAUGAACUUCCUGAGGAGGAAUAUGCUCAGGAUUCUGUUGAAACAAAGAACCACAUUGUUCUACCUAAACGAACGACUUCCUCAGGCGAACUCGAUGCAGAUUUAAUGAAUACUACUUUCGGUGGAAUUAUCCCAACUAAUAAUGAUUUUUCAGAUACAUUACAGCAGAAUACAGAGCAGAUAAUGGAUGAUGGUCUACCGAACGAAGAAUUUCACGCAGGUAACAAUGCUUUGUUUAUGGAAAUGGAUCACAGCAAUCUUCUCUUUUCAGAUCAACAAACAAGUUUUAGUGAAUUCUCUAAGGAUAUUACGGAAGAGCAUAGAGAACAAAGAGUUGAAGACUUUGGAAAUCAAUCUGCAUUGGUGGGAGUAAGUAAUAACGAACUUGAAGAAAAGCAGCGUGAAGAAGAACAGCGACAGUUAACUUUGAUGAAAAAUCGAGAAAAGAUAAAGAGAGACAAGUUACUAUUGAAGCAUUAUUUCCCUGACUUUAAACCAAACAAAAUUGUGAAAUGGAACCGUGCCAUAUAUAGGAAAAAACACGAAUACCUAUGGCAUUACAAUAAAAUUGACGCUGGAGAUCUUGGGGAACUUUUCCCGACUGACAUUAAAUUACACGUUCAAACUGACCAAAAAAGAUUAUUUAAAUUAGAUACAUCCACAAACGAAAACUAUCUGGUGAAUCCACAUCUGAGGAAUAAGGUUGAUAGAGGCAUAGUUAAAGUAUCAAUAAAUGAAUUAUAUCCAGCUGAAAUCAAGAAGCAAAAUAAGGAUGAAAACCAGCACCAAGAAAUUUCCGAAGAUAUAUUGAUUGCGACUGAUGAUUGGGAUGAGGAGGGGAUGAUUAACGGGUAUUCUUCUGAUGGAAAUUCAUUAUAUUCUAAUGAUCACCGUUCUUCUAAGAAAGAGGCAUUAAUAAAUAAAUUACAAAAUAAAAGCAACGAAUGGGAAUGGAAUGAGGAAGACCUAAUAGAUGCUAAACUAAAAUCGUCAAAGGCUGCAGAAUUAGAUAUGAAUGAUGAGCAGUUGUUGUUAUUGUUGGAAAAUAAACAAAAUGUUGAACUAAAGAAGAUACAAGAUGUGGUACACUCUAGUUCCACUAUCAAUGAAAAAAUAAUUCUUCAAAAGUUCAAGAUAUCCAAUGAUGAUGAAUAUAAUGUAUUGAGAAGAGCACAUCAACCUAGAAUACGUGCCACAAUUUCUAAUUUAAAUAUCGAACACUCUCAACCUGCAAUUAAUCUACAAUCGCCAUUUUACAAAGUUAACCCUCCUAGAACAUCUUUGAGAUAUUAUCACAGACCUCGCUUCGGUCAACAUUUGCGUCCCGGAAUGGUCAUUACAUUUAGUAAACUGAAGACUAGAAAGAGAAAGCGUGAUAAAGGUAAAGAUAUUAAAGAAUCAUUUGCGACCACUCAAGAUUUAACCAUUGGUGAUACAGCACCUGUAUAUCUAAUGGAAUAUUCUGAGCAAACACCAUUAGCAUUAUCUCAAUUCGGUAUGUCCAACAAAUUAAUUAACUAUUACAGGAAAAUUAAUGAUGGCGAUAUGAUGAGGCCAAAGUUACCAGUUGGUGAAACACAUGUCUUAGGUGUACAGGACAAAUCACCAUUUUGGAAUUUUGGUUUUGUAGAACCUGGCCAAAUUGUUCCAACCUUGUACAAUAAUAUGAUUCGAGCCCCUAUUUUUAAGCACGAGGUUUCAGGAACUGACUUUCUUUUGGUUAGAAGCACUGGUAACGGUAUCAGCAAUCGAUUCUUUUUAAGAAAUAUUAAUCAUUUGUUUGCUGUAGGUCAGACAUUCCCAAUAGAAGAGAUCCCAGGUCCAAAUUCAAGAAAAGUUACGUCAAUGAAGGCCACUAGAUUAAAAAUGAUAGUUUAUAGGAUAUUGAAUAAUACGCCAAGUAAAGCUAUCUCCAUCGAACCUAUUAAUAAACAUUUCCCAGAUCAAGAUUAUGGCCAAAACAGACAGAAGGUUAAAGAAUUUAUGAAAUACCAAAGAGAUGGGCCUGAUAAAGGUUUGUGGAAAUUAAAAGAGGGGGAACCUUUAUUAGAUAAUGAAAGUAUUAAAAAGUUGAUUUCACCUGAACAAGUUUGUGAACUAGAAUCUAUGAGUCAGGGUUUACAAUUCUGGGCCGAUAAUGAAAAUUUUAAUUUUGAUGAUGAAUCAUUGCAAUUAGAAGAAAAUUUACUACCCUGGAACUCAACAAAGAAUUUUAUUAAUGCCACCCAGAUGAGAGCGAUGGUCCAAGUAAGUGGGUCAGGUGACCCAACUGGUUGUGGUGAAGGGUUUUCUUUUCUAAAGGCAUCUAUGAAAGGUGGUCAUUCAAAGAAUACAAACGGUAAAGGACCUGGAAGGAAAGGAAGUAGUUCUGUUAAUGGACAUGGUCCUGGUGGAAUGACUCAACAACGUAUGUAUGAUCAUGAAAUUUCAAGGACGUGGUAUAAACAUGCAAAGAGUUUGAGCGUUAAUAAUCCAUUUGAAGAAAUCAAUGCCCCAGAUUCUUCUAACACAUCGAAUCGUGAGAUGAAUGUGAAAAGAAAAGAUAAUAAAGUACUAAGAAUCACCAGAAAGAAACGGGAUCAAAAUGGUAUUAUCCAGAGACAAACUAUUGUGAUUAAGGAUCCUAGAGUUAUUAAGGGUUAUUUGAGAGGUAAAGAAAUUCGUAAACAAGCCAAUUUGGACGUUAAUAGGCUAUUAGAGGAAGAUAACCCAAACAUUGAUAAUGUAGAGGAUAUUGAAAUGCAAAAGAAAUUGUUACAAAAUGAAUUAGCGUCUUUAGAAAAAUCACAACAAAGAAGAGUGGCAAGACAAACUUCCAAGAAACCCGUUAUUGGAGAAGAUGGUAAAGUCGUUAAAACAAGAAUUAGAAGAUGCGCUACUUGUGGACAACCUGGACAUAUCAAAACAAAUAAAUCGUGUCCUAUGUACCAUUUGAGAAAUAGCACUGGGAGGGAUACGCCUGCAAGUACAGCUGCAAGCACAGAAGCAGGAACGCCUGUUCCAACUGCAACUGCAACUACACCUGGUAGUACCGCUAAUGAUUAG
Molecule: messenger RNA, 3264 nt
Organism: Maudiozyma saulgeensis
Lineage: Eukaryota; Fungi; Ascomycota; Saccharomycetes; Saccharomycetales; Saccharomycetaceae
Source: the annotation of a GenBank genome assembly